UGAUAGAACGCCCGUCUACGGGCAGCAUAAGCAGUCAAAACGGUCAGUAGUAAACUCAGAAGCGCGUUUGGAAAUGUUUUUAACAUUUACGAUGUCGUUUUUCGUGACCAAGUACACGGGUCUUCACCGUGUCUUUCGUUUAGGGACAUAUGUAAGCAUAAAGCAGAUGCAGCCUGCGUGUGGGCAUGAAAGAAGGUAUACCAGCACAUCUGAAGAAAAUAGAAGAAUUGCCAAGAUAUACACGAAAACUGGAGAUAAAGGUUUUUCCAGUACCUUCACAGGUGAGAGGAGACCAAAGGAGGAUCAUAUAUUUGACGCUUUGGGAACAACAGAUGAAUUAUCAUCAGCAAUUGGGUUAGCCAGAGAAUUUUGCAUUGACAGUGGCCAUUCAUUCACAGAUCAGCUGGAGAAGAUCCAGUGUGUACUACAGGAUGUAGGGUCAAAUAUUGCCACUCCCCAGUCAUCAGCUAGAGACAGUCACAUCAAGAAGACUAUGUUCAGCUCUCAGGCUGUGAUUGAGCUGGAGAGGUGGAUUGAUUUGUUCACAGAGGAGCUGCCUCCACUCACCAACUUCAUACUUCCUUCAGGAGGGAAAAGCAGCGCAGCUUUACAUGUGGCCAGAGCAGUGUGUCGACGGGCUGAACGCUGUGUUGCCCCUGCUGUUCGUUCGGGUGAGACAGAUCCUGAAGUUGCCAAAUAUCUGAACAGAUUGAGUGACUACUUGUUCACGGUGGCUAGAUAUGCUGCAAUGAAAGAGGGCAAGGGAGAAACAAUCUACAAAAGACCUGAAUAGUAUAUCAGUAUAUCGUCUAGAAUUUGAACCAUGUUACUCUUGCUUCCAAAUCCAUUUCAUAUGUCUAAAUACAAAAACACUGGUCAGGCAAUUUGUCCCAGAGUACACUGUACAUUUUUGUUUUCAGAAGACUGUAGGGAACAAUAAACAUUUAGGGAACAGUCAUAUUCUAAUUGAGACUUGAAACUUUGUAUUAUAUUCAUGAUCCCAUAUUUUAUCGUUAUGUGAAGUAAAAACAAAAAAGAGGAUUUUUAGGAUUUCGGGGUUUUUUUUUUUUCAU
This is a messenger RNA of Sinocyclocheilus anshuiensis, 1073 nucleotides long. Its product is annotated as cob(I)yrinic acid a,c-diamide adenosyltransferase, mitochondrial-like. Bases 74 to 793 code for a protein of 239 amino acids. The transcript is spliced from 9 exons. NCBI's taxonomy places the organism in Eukaryota, Metazoa, Chordata, Actinopteri, Cypriniformes, Cyprinidae. Gene Ontology annotation, molecular function: corrinoid adenosyltransferase activity. The record is from RefSeq and is a predicted model, not a curated record.